ACCCAUCCUUGACUAACUCUAAGUUUUCUGUGUUGCAAACGUACAUUCUGCAUAAGGCUCUUUAUUCCAUUUCUUCCUUUUCUCCUAAUGGCUGAGGUGGAGAUGGGGGUGUAUGCUACUCAACUACAGGUCUUACUUUUCACGUCUGUAAAAGGCCUUGAAGUAAUUCCCAAACUGGCUGCGCCUCAGAAGCCCAUGGGGAAGCAUAAACACAAGGACAAAGCCUCAACCCAUUUCGAGAUUCUGUUUGUGUAGUACUAGGAUAGGGCGCCCCCAAAAUCUCCCAGGUGAUUCUGAUACACUACCAGGUAUUUCAGGUUCACCAUACUUAGUCCACGGUUCCGUUAAAGACCCCGCCCCUGCCCCACCCUUUGCCCUCUACCUCCCCGUGACGUCGGCUCAUCUCCCCUCCUUCGGUCCCUCCACUUGGUCUCGCCCAGCCCCGCCCUUCCCACUGCCUCUCCUGCCUCCCAAGAUGGCUACGCCGUUGCCGGGCCCGGAGCCGUGGAACCGGGUGAGGAUCCCUAAGGCAGGGAGCCGCAGCGCAGUGACCGUACAGGACCCAGAUACGGCGCUAGGGUCUGGCAGGGGCACCGAAGGCUCACGACCCAGCACCGCAGCGAAAUGGGGGAGAGGGGCGUACACAACUGGUGUCAGGGAAAAGUGCCGCCUGGGAACUCGGCGUUCACUCAGCCACCAAGAGGCGUGGUUAGCCCUCCGUCUCUGCCGCGCUCUUCCUCCGAAGGGCUGCGGGUCGUCGUCACUCAAGCACUCUGCAAUUAACCCGCAAUUUUCCUGGGUCGCCCGUUCCUUAUCUGUAAAAUGGGACCUUUGCAUUGCAGCUAUAAUUAAAAAAUGCUACCGCAUUACACUGUCACUGAAGAGCCGAACCUUAGAUGAAGAGACAAAUGUAUUAUGUGCAAUCCUUUACAGCAAUCACAACAGAAUGGGCCGCCAUAAGCCCCAUUUGGCCCUCAGACAGGUUGAACAGUGUUUAAAACGUUUGAAAAACAUGAAUUUGGAAGGUUCAAUUCAAGAUCUCUCAGAGUCAUUUUCUUCUAAUGAAAAUCAGCCUAUAAAUACCAAGGCAUGUGUCAUUCCCAGCCAACCGGUGGUGGAACUGGUGUUGAUGAAGAUUUUGGGAGCCUGUAAGUUGCUGCUUUGCCUGUUGGACUGUUGCUGCAACACAUUUCUCUUGACUGUGAAACAUCUAGGUUUGCAAGAAUUCAUUAUUUUAAACCUUGUGAUGGUUGGGCUCGUGAGCAGGUUAUGGGUUCUGUAUAAAGAUGUUUUAAAAAGGCUGGUUUCUUUAUAUGAACCAUUGUUUGGAUUACUUCAAGAGGUCUCCAGGAUUCAACCAUUGCCUUACUUCAAAGGUUUUACCUUUCCUUCUGAUAUUGUUGAAUUUUUAGGAGAGCCCUAUUUUGAAGUCUUUAAGAAAAAAAUGCCUACAGCUUUUGUAGCUAAAGGAGUAACUAAAUUGCUAAAUAAAUUAUUUUUAACAAAAGAGCAGUCACAGAGGUCAGGUGAAGAAACUUUACUUAGAAUUUCUGAAAAAGCUAAACAAGUGAAGAUCAAUAUACAGAAUAACAUGGAUCUUGGACAACCAGUAAAGAGUAAGAAAAUUUUAAAAGAAAAGUCAUCAGAAUUUGAUGUGAGAGCUUUCUGCAAACAGCUGAAACACAAAGCUAUUCAGGAGAAGAGCUUUGAAUUUAAAUGUUCUCAAUCCAAACUAAAGGCAGCCAAACAUUCUUCUCAGAAAGCAAUAGGAACUCCCUGUGUAAAAAGUCUUGUGCAAAGAUUCCGAGAGGCUGAGACUUUCACACAACUUUCUGAAGAAAUCCAAAUGGCAAUUCUGUGGUGUAGAAGCAAAAAACUGAAGGCUCAGACCACCUUUCUGGGUAACAAACUUCUUAAAAGUAACCGGCUUAAACAUGUGGAAGCUCAAGGCUCUAGUUUGCCAAAGAAGCUACAGUGCAUAAAAACAUCUAUUUGCAACUGCCUUCUUCAUGGCUUAGGUCUGAAAACUUCAAAGUAUCACCUGAGACAAAGAAGAUCACAGAAUAAAUUUUCACUGAAAGGAAGGAAACAGAGAAAGUUGCAGUUGACUCAUUUAAAGGAAAUCCAGCAGCCCCCUCAAGGGACUCAGAGUGCUACAGAUGUCAUCAUUAAAGGGAGACUCUCGGAUUCUACUGAUUGUAGGACUGAUCUGUAUCCUAACAAUAAGGAAGUGAAUAGGAGAGUUUCAAAUCCUGUCAUACAAACUAAGGAGAAGCAAACUCAUGAAAAGCUUACAGAAAGCAAUGAAAAUAAGAUGGAUUCUUGGACAAUGAUGCAAGUAAAUAAACAUAACACAUCAGGAACCACUAAGGAGACAGACGACAUUGAUUAUAUUUUUGCUUUAAUGGGAGUUUAGAGGUUCAUAUGUAAAACUUUUAACCAGUUGCUCCAGUGUUCUGCUGCUUUAAGUAGAACAGUUGAGAUGUGGAAAGAUCUGGAAGUACCACUUGGACUCAGAGGAACUGCUUUAGUACAACACUGUACAACAGUUCAUUUUAGUUCAAUAAACGCUUACCAUAGCUUUGUGUCAUUUAAUCGACAAA
Molecule: messenger RNA, 2603 nt
Organism: Odocoileus virginianus texanus
Lineage: Eukaryota; Metazoa; Chordata; Mammalia; Artiodactyla; Cervidae
Source: RefSeq, a predicted model, not a curated record